This is a messenger RNA of Haliotis rufescens (red abalone), 1935 nucleotides long. RefSeq names its product spermidine/spermine N(1)-acetyltransferase-like protein 1. Lineage: Eukaryota; Metazoa; Mollusca; Gastropoda; Lepetellida; Haliotidae. The transcript has a single exon. Bases 1 to 1935 code for a protein of 644 amino acids. The record is from RefSeq and is a predicted model, not a curated record.
AUGAUCAGUGCUAAAGGUCAGCCAGGCACUGUGAUCAGUGCUUAUAGUCAGCCAGGCACUGAGAUCAGUGCUUAUAGUCAACCAGGCACCGUGAUCAGUGCUUAUAGUCAACCAGGCACUGUGAUCAGUGCUUAUAACCAACCAGGCACAGUGAUCAGUGCUUAUAGUCAACCAGGCACCGUGAUCAGUGCUUAUAGUCAACCAGGCACUGUGAUCAGUGCUUAUAGUCAACCAGGCACCAUGAUCAGUGCUUAUAGUCAACCAGGCACCACGAUCAAUGCUAAAAGUCAACCAGGCACCGUGAUCAGUGCUUAUAGUCAACCAGGCACAGUGAUCAGUGCUUAUAGUCAACCAGGCACCGUGAUCAGUGCUUAUAGUCAACCAGGCACUGUGAUCAGUGCUUAUAGUCAACCAGGCACCGUGAUCAGUGCUUAUAGUCAACCAGGCACCACGAUCAAUGCUUAUAGUCAACCAGGCACCGUGAUCAGUGCUUAUAGUCAACCAGGCACCGUGAUCAAUGCUUAUAGUCAACCAGGCACUGUGAUCAGUGCUUAUAGUCAACCAGGCACCAUGAUCAGUGCUUAUAGUCAACCAGGCACCAUGAUCAGUGCUUAUAGUCAACCAGGCACUGUGAUCAGUGCUUAUAGUCAACCAGGCACCGUGAUCAGUGCUUAUAGUCAACCAGGCACCGUGAUCAGUGCUUAUAGUCAACCAGGCACCGUUAUCAGUGCUUAUAGUCAGCCAGGCACUGUGAUCAGUGCUUAUAGUCAACCAGGCACUGUGAUCAGUGCUUAUAGUCAACCAGGCACCGUGAUCAGUGCUUAUAGUCAACCAGGCACCAUGAUCAGUGCUUAUAGUCAACCAGGCACCACGAUCAAUGCUAAAAGUCAACCAGGCACCGUGAUCAGUGCUUAUAGUCAGCCAGGCACUGAGAUCAGUGCUUAUAGUCAACCAGGCACCGUGAUCAGUGCUUAUAGUCAACCAGGCACUGUGAUCAGUGCUUAUAACCAACCAGGCACAGUGAUCAGUGCUUAUAGUCAACCAGGCACCGUGAUCAGUGCUUAUAGUCAACCAGGCACUGUGAUCAGUGCUUAUAGUCAACCAGGCACCAUGAUCAGUGCUUAUAGUCAACCAGGCACCACGAUCAAUGCUAAAAGUCAACCAGGCACCGUGAUCAGUGCUUAUAGUCAACCAGGCACAGUGAUCAGUGCUUAUAGUCAACCAGGCACCGUGAUCAGUGCUUAUAGUCAACCAGGCACUGUGAUCAGUGCUUAUAGUCAACCAGGCACCGUGAUCAGUGCUUAUAGUCAACCAGGCACCACGAUCAAUGCUUAUAGUCAACCAGGCACCGUGAUCAGUGCUUAUAGUCAACCAGGCACCGUGAUCAAUGCUUAUAGUCAACCAGGCACUGUGAUCAGUGCUUAUAGUCAACCAGGCACCAUGAUCAGUGCUUAUAGUCAACCAGGCACCAUGAUCAGUGCUUAUAGUCAACCAGGCACUGUGAUCAGUGCUUAUAGUCAACCAGGCACCGUGAUCAGUGCUUAUAGUCAACCAGGCACCGUGAUCAGUGCUUAUAGUCAACCAGGCACCGUUAUCAGUGCUUAUAGUCAGCCAGGCACUGUGAUCAGUGCUUAUAGUCAACCAGGCACUGUGAUCAGUGCUUAUAGUCAACCAGGCACCGUGAUCAGUGCUUAUAGUCAACCAGGCACCAUGAUCAGUGCUUAUAGUCAACCUGGCACCAUGAUCAGUGCUUAUAGUCAACCAGGCACCAUGAUCAGUGCUCAAAGUCAACGAGGCACUGUGAUCAGUGCUAAUAGUCAACCAGGCACUGUGAUCAGUGCUUAUAGUCAACCAGGCACUGUGAUCAGUGCUUAUAAUCAACCAGGCACUGUGAUAAGUGCAUAUUGUCAAAGGCACCGUUAUCAGUGCUUAUAG